This is a messenger RNA of Zea mays, 6364 nucleotides long. RefSeq lists its product as uncharacterized. The record is from RefSeq and is a predicted model, not a curated record. NCBI's taxonomy places the organism in Eukaryota, Viridiplantae, Streptophyta, Magnoliopsida, Poales, Poaceae. The transcript has a single exon. Bases 432 to 1403 code for a protein of 323 amino acids.
UUUAAUUGAGCUUCGAUUCUCUGGUAAAUUUAUCAGAUUUUUGAAUCGAAUCAACUGUCGCAAUUACCGUCGACUCUUUUGUGGUCGCUAGAGAUCUCGAUUCUAAAAUAUCUGCAAUUUUCUUAAUUAAAAGAAAAAGAGAAAAUUGAAAAAUCAGAAAAAAAAAAUCUACUGGCGUCCCUAUCCCCGCCAUCCUCUCUCCCUAAUCUUCAUCUACGCAUAGAUUUUUCUUGCUGGCGGUUCUUGUUCUUAUCGCUGCCGCACGCGCGGUGUGAUAUUUCCUGCACGGUGCUUACUGCUUACUCCCUGGAUAUUUUCAGCAUCGUUCUUAUCCCAGGCUCCCAGCGUCCGGCUCAUUCUCUGCUCGGCGCUUGCUUUUCUUCUCUCCCUGCUCCGAUCUCGCUCGUGAAGCUCCCCUGGCGCGUCCAGCCAUGGCGCCCCUUCUUGCCCCGCUCGGUUUCGCCCACGGCCGCGUCUCCAGCUUCCUCCCUGCUCUGCUCUGUCUGCCGCGCGCUAAGUGCCCUGGCCCCUCUGCUCGGUGCUCGUCGCCAUGGCCGGCGCUUGGUCCUAGCUCGGCGCCCAAGCUCCCUCUGCUCGCGACGCCCGCCUGGCCGGAGUUUCUUCCUCCCCCUGCUCGCCGGCGUACGGAUUGCGGUCUCCUUCUCCAGCUCCGGCACGCGCUCUGCCCCUCCCUCCUAUUCCUCAAGUUUGGCCGCGUCGAGUUUCCCUCCGUCCAUGGCCGCCAGUCGAGGUCCUCCCAGCCGAGGCCCCUGCUCCCAGCAUCGCGUUCCCUUCUUCUCUGCGAGCCCCUCCCUGUUCCCAGCCGUUUCCUGCUCGCCUGGCCGGAGCGCCCUGCGCUCUGCUCGCCAUCGCAAGUCGCGGUGUUCCCUGCGCGCUCGGUCCUACCUAUCUCGCAGUGUUUGGAUUCAGCGCAGCUCGUGUCCUAUUUUCUGCUCGCCAGCGUGUCCUCUCGGCUCGCUUGGCCCGAAUUCCCAUCACGUCGUCGAUCUUGCCAAGUAUCGUCGUUCGUCGUCGCGCUGUGCGUGCAGCAGCCUCGAGUCUAUGUCGCCCCGGCCUUGUUGUCGACAUCGCUCGCCGUAGCUCAGCUUGCUAGUUCGUCGUGCCGCGUCGUGUGCCGAUAUUCUCUCCCGGCAGGCCUCGCCGUCGACCAUGUUCAAGUGAUUGUUCGGCUCCUCGCAUCCCGCCUAUUUAAUAAAACACCCAAAUCCAUAGACUGUCGACGCACUGCUGCCAUACGCAGCUGUCUCUGUCACUUGCGUCAGCUCGCCAGACCUACAGCUCCAUAUAUGUCACUCUCCUGUAUCGUCGUCGAGCCCGGCGAACCUCGUUCUUCUCUGCUCGAUCUCGUCGAACCACGAAUCCCGGACUUUAGACAAAAAUAAGCGAGGUUCCUGUGCAUCGCUUAUCAAGUACUCGGUCGAAGACUUCAAUCAAAGAUCGUCGCCAUUCCGUGCGUCAUCAAGGAAUCCCAAGAAUCGGGUGAAGACAAAGCUAGCAGCGCGAUAUUCCCCAAGCGCUCGACAAAUUGCUUGGAUCGGAAAAUCGCUACCGAUCUCGUGGAUUCAUGUCAGCUGUGGAAACGGUAAGCUGAUAAAUUAUUCAGUUAUAGCGAGUUAUUUCGCUAUUCCGGCCAAUUAACGGAAUUAGUGUAUCGAGUAGAAUUUUAGUAGGCAUGUGUGUUGAUGAAAUAAUUUAAUCACUUAUAAAGAUGUAGUAUAAUUUAUAAGGCAAGGAAUUAGUUCAGAAUUAAAUUAAUUAACUGAUAAGUUAUGAUUAGGCUAAUUGUAUUUCAUGUGUAUAGUUUGUUGUUCGUGAUGUUUGUGUUAGGUUCGAGAAGCGUAAUUAUUGCGCUUAGUCGUACGUCUGUAACUAGUGUUUCCGUAUAAAAUUAUACAACGCCACGCCGAUAGGUGUUUAAUUCGCUAUCGCGUAGUACUAUUUAGGUUUGAAAUAUUCCUGUCUAUAUGCAUUCAUAUGCAUAAUGCAUUUCAUUCAGGUACGAUAAUUAAUCACGUGAUGCGGAAGAUGACCCAAGUCGACCCCAAGCGCGGGCUACUCCGCAUGGUGAUGGUGAUGAACGAACCUGCCUGAUCAAGUGCUAGGACAAGGAUGAUCGUCAAGUGGUCGUCGCCUAACAACACUAACCUAGUGUUACCCAGGCAAGCCCCGGUGCAUGCAGCCCCUUCCUUGUGUUUUUACAUAAUUUUUGCACACUUUAAGUCUAGUGAAAUGUGCAUUAGGUUUAUAGGAGUUGCUUGAAACCCUUGGAUGCAUUGCCUUCCUUGAAAUCCAUACCUUUAUAGAUACUUCUGGUGAAGUAUCAAAAUUAUGAUUUACAAAAAUGCUUAGCCCUGCUUAGAUCUUGUGGAUAGAGGUUGUCCUUAGCCUAGCUCGAGAAAGGAUGGCUUCUACCUCCAAGAAUAUUUUCAUUUGGAGCAAUGGUGGGAUCUUACUGCAAAGUUCCCGGUGAUGCUCUUUUCAUCCUAAGGAACAGAAACAAUCCUAAGGAUGGAAAUACUUAAAUUGAGACUUGGGUUAGGAACAGGUGAUGUUCUACCCAGGUUGAUUAAGGAUUGAAUGCGUAUGUAGGCGUGCUGAUCGAGGACCCUUUAACUGGUCACAUGCCUCGUCAUGGGUAAGCCUUGCCUCGGGCAGACUAAGGCCAGAAUAAGAUAACACGAAAUGGGCGUGGAGCGGUGGCGAGAGUAGCGUGUACCCUUCGUGGCAAGAGGCUGGACGGUGGUGUAUCUGUGCUCUCGGUUUGCGUGAACCUGAUCUAGUCUUAAGAACCCCGGUGGCGGGUUGACAUAUGCAAGGGUUAAGUGCUACAUAUGUCGUGUGAUUGGAGAUCCUCAGCUGAGUAUAAUCUAUUCGGAUCGCCGUACCUUCGCGGUUAUGAAGACUUGGUCACUUCCCUACAACCUAAGUCAGGAUGUGAACCUCAAGAAUAAAAAUGAUGUUGUAUUGAUGAGAUGGUGAAAUUAGACCAGAUGCAAACAGAGUCUAUUAAUAUUUAAUCUGGCGUUAAAACAUUGAAAGUAAGGAUUCACUUUAGUAAGCUAUUUCUGCAAAAGUAUCUAAGUUGAUUCUUGCUAAAGCCUCUCCUUGACUCCCUUAUAACCAGCAUACCCUUGAGAGUCUUUUCUUUAGUCGGGUAAGACUUGCUGAGUAAUUCCAUACUCAGGGUUUUAUUCCCUGUUGUUUUUCAGGUUUUAGUUUUGUGCUGCUGAUGAUGGUGUUAAGUGCCGGUGGGCUCGGCCUUCUUAUAAGUCUAAGUAACCCUUCUAUACUUCUUAUUGAGGAUGAUCCCUUGAGCUAGCAUAUAUAUUUCAAACUUAUACUUUUGUAAUCACUCCGAUAAACUAAUGUAAAAUUUAUUUUAACCUGUAAAAUUUGGUAGAAAGAUUUCCGCUGCAACAAUAUUGGUGUGUGUGAUUUGUGUUACUUAAUCCCGCGAUUCUGGUUGUAAGUGGUUUAUCCGAUGUCCUUAGGGCAAUCGGACGGAUCCUAUUAAGUUAUCUGGUGCACAUGCAUAGCAGUUUGAGGUCUUUGAGACAAGGACAGGUGCAUGUGGGCCCAAUAACUUGGAAGGUUCUGCCACAAGGAUGAGGUGCAAAAUGAGAAUGACUUAGUAAUCCUUGAAGGCAAUGACAUUAAUGACGAACUUGCGCCUUCAAAUGGUGUUGACUAUGAAAUGGUUGAUAGUGAUGAUGAGAGUUAUGAUCUGGCUAACACCGACACAUACAUCAGCCAAAAAACUUCAUUAUUGAAUUACAACUAAUAAGCAAUCUAAAAGAGGGCACCACUAAUGAUGUGUUGUUGGUAGGAGGCUGCUGGGUUUGUCAAAGCAAGUUGGACAAAUGGCAGCAACUGUUGCAGUUGUAAGAGGGUUGUGGGGUUAGCCGCAAACUGCUGGUAGAACGGUAGCAACUGUUGCUGUGUCAAGGAAGCACGACUUGCUGCAACUAGCUGGCAAAAUGGUAGUAGUAUUUGCUGCUGCAAAUAAGCAGCGGGGUUCAGUGCGGCCAAUUGGUUAAAUGGAAGAAGUUGUUGUUGCUGAGAGUAGGCAGUAGCUAGCUGGCUGAAUGGUAAUAGUUGUUGUUGCUGCAAAUAAGCAGCAGGGUUCAGUGCAGACAGUUGGUUGAAUGGAAGAAACUGUUGUUGCUGAGAGUAGGGAGAAAGACUUGCAGAGCUACUUGGCUGAUCACAGGUAGCACGAGUUGCUGCAGCUGUUGUGCCCUGAUGGUUUGUGCCAAUGACUGCACCAAAGAUAGGGCUGGUGAUUGUUGAAACACCAAGGGUGAUAAAGGUAUGUUGCUUGCUGCGAUUGCUUGUUGGAGCCUAUAGGGUUGAAGAGCUGGGUUUUCACAUACUGAAGCUAUCAUUGAUGGAAGGUAUGUGGGAAGAAGGGAAGCUAUAGGAGCUUGUGAGCAUUAAGGGAAAAUUGUCGCGUUAGAAACACAUGCAGAAAGUGCAAAGAGCAUAAGGAGGGAAAAUGUCUUGGUCGCCAUAGUUGCUCUAUUGUUGCUACUGGAUUCCACAUUCUAUGUUGCUUGUUGGUCUCAAUAGUAUGGCUGAUGGAUUACCUACUAAUCUAGGAGGUAUUUAUACACAUGUUAGACCUUGUGCUCAUGUAGAUUGAGUUUGGAUUUUGCCAAAAUAAUAUUAGUAAGAUAAGCUAGAGAUGAUGUGGUAUCGAGUUGGCUUUGACAUUUAGUGACCACUUUGUUGUGUUAUAACUUAUAUGUGAGAAAGACAAUCUCUAUACAAUACAAUAAAUAGGUGGUCUUUUCCUCAUGGUAUUAUCCAAAUACAUGGGUGAGAAUGGCGUGAUCCAUUCACCUUUACACAUGUGUAACAUUAGCCACAUAGAUGCUGCUUUGUUGGGUUAUUUUGCACUAGAAACAUAUUUUAUGGCAGUAUUCACCAAUGUUAACUUGUGCAAUAAUCAGUUGAACGAUUCACAUGAUCCCCGUUGUUAGAAAUUUAGGCACAUUUAGUUGCAUAUUAAUCUUGAAAAUUGAUACUAAAUAAUUGGUGUCAAUAGAAAGGUGCACAUGUGAUUUGAAUAUAAUGAAUAUAAACAAAAUAAACAGUUACAUAGUUUUAAGCCCUAACACCUUUAUGAACACAAAUGUUUACUUGAACUUUGUUCUUUAAGUCUUAGUUUUUUCAAGGUAAUAGUUUAAUUAAAGGUUGCUUAGAUGUUUGUUGCAUUGAGAUGGUAGCCACCGUUGUUAUGGUGCUUCAUAACAAUACAUGUCAAAAUUUUGCCUUUAUGGCCUAACUCCUUAAGUUAAACAAGGUCUCUAUUUGUAUUGCACAUACCUCACCACAUGCAAAAGAAACUUUUGUGAGCCAAAAUAAUUUACGUGGGCUUUUAGAUAAGACAACAAAAAUUGGUCAUUUUUUGUCGGCCUUAGAUAGCCAAUGGCCACUAGUUUAUUUUUGUUGGUUUUGGUCAGACUAUUUUCAUUGGCUAUUAGACGAACAAUGGAAAUUAGACUAUGCCGAUGUUGACGUCUCUAUUUUGAGUAGCGUACCAGUGUGGCCCUCAUCUACCAUGUAGAACAAAGAGGCAUUGGUCUAGCAAAUUUAUAAGCAAACCGACAUGGAAAGCAAGUAUAAUUGUCAUCGGCUAUUAAUAAAAUUUAAAUUUAGUAAGCUCAAUCUAGUUACAAUGGAAUCUUUAAAGAUUAGUUAUCAAGCUAAUUAUAUUUUAUAAUUUACUAUUAAUAAGUAUUAGUAUUUGUAUAAAAUAUAGUAUUAUAAAAAUACAUAAAAUAUCGAUAGGUUCACGAAACGUAUGUGUCACAUGUUUUGAUCGGCAUGCCUAACAGGUGCACAUUCUGUAUGGCUAUAGGGUCCAACCUAACAAAGUACGCUUUUUGGAGACUAUACCAUCCUCAUCAUGAAUCGGUUAUCACACUUUAAGGAUGAUUUAAAGCUUGUUACUCCCAAUCUUAGGAAAAGUAAUUAUCGAACACCCUUGGAGACCAAUAUCACAUUAAAAUCUGGAAAUGUAACUUCUUAUUUCUGGUUGGCCACAUACAUCAUCCAAAAAACUUUAUUAUUGAAUUACAACUAAUAAGCAAUCUAAAAGAGGGCACCACCAAUGAUGUGUUGUUGGUAGGAGGCCGCUCGGUCUGUCAAAGCAAGUUGGACAAAGGGCAACAAUUGUUGUAGUUGUAAGAGGGUUGCGGGGUUAGCCGCAAACUGCUGGUAGAAAGGCAGCAACUGUUGCUGUGUCAAGAAGGAAGCACGGUUUGCUGCAGCUAGCUGGCUAAAUGGUAGUAGUAUUUGCUGCUGCAAAUAAGCAGCGGGGUUCAGUGCGGCCAAUUGG